Punica granatum (pomegranate) is the source of this 1983-nucleotide messenger RNA. Lineage: Eukaryota; Viridiplantae; Streptophyta; Magnoliopsida; Myrtales; Lythraceae. The record is from RefSeq and is a predicted model, not a curated record.
AAGAGCUUAAGUAAAAGAGAGCCUUCUCCUCCGCGCAGACACUUUCCGUCUUCUCUCUGACGGUGGAAGGAAUACCCCCCGGAGAAUCUGCCCCAGAUUCCGUCGGACGCCAUUAACGGAGGCCUCCGAACUCCGAUUCCGGCGAGCCCUGUCGUCUGAUUAUCCGCAUCCAUCCACACUCUUCCCCGGAUUUAUUUUCUCGCUUUCAGCGGUGUCCUCUCCUUUUUGCUUGAGCUCUGAUCUGCCGGAAUCGAGCCCCGAAGUGUCGCGUCCGGUGAUGAGAUAGCGCCGUCCUCCUCGAGGACCGUUGAUCUGGAGGAAGAGGGCGGAAGGCAGCUCGCUCGGCAAUGGCGCCUUCGAUCAGUAACGGUGGCGGGUCGGGAGAGGCUAGCGGCUGCAAUUACAUCGAGCACCAGGUGACGAAGAUGGAUACUCUCGCGGGAAUCGCAAUCAAGUACGGUGUCGAGGUGACGGACAUAAAAAGGAUGAACGGCUUGGCGACAGAUCUUCAAAUGUUUGCCCUGAAGACAUUGCGGAUACCAUUACCGGGGAGGCACCCACCUUCUCCCGUUACUUCUAAUGGUUCCACUUAUCCAAGGAAAAACAGUCCUGAGAAAUCACCUCCACUCAAUGGCAGCUUCCAUAUGUUGGAGUCUUUUGAAUCUUUGAUGCUGAAACCACCCAAGAAGGUCUCUCCUGCCAUGAACACUCUACAGAAAUACUAUGGUCUCAAAUCGCCAAUUCCAAAGAGUGCAUCGGAAGGAAUGGAAAUGGCUGUUUACCGAACCGGGAAUUCUCAUGUUUAUGAGGAUACAUCGCCACCUAAACCGUCAACAAUUCGUGAUUUGACUCCAAAAUCUGAAAGCUUGAGGAAUGGGUUUGUGCCUGAGGAUAGUGGUGUGGCAGAGUAUGGGCCUCUGAUAAAUUUCGAGGAUGAAGGCUCCAGCGAGAAUUCUGUCUGGAGGCAUCAAAAACUUGAAGCUGAUUUUGGUCUUGGGACGCCAGAGAAGUUACUGAAGGAAGAAAACAGUGGUGGAAGCACCAGUUUCUCAACAAUUACUGGGAAGAACUUGGAUUUGAGACGCAAAUCAGCUAGCAGGACAACACUAGUUGCUGAUGCAGAGUCGAGUUGGUCGAGUUCAAUUCCAAAUGGUUUUGGAGACUCUUCUAACCAUGAUGAAUUUGUUCUGGUGCGCAAAUCGUCUAGUUCGUCAAGCUUACAAGACCAAGAGGGCAAUACCUCCUCAUCCAAUACACGGCCGAUCAAGUGGACUCUGAAACACGACUUUCCAGUGAUGUCAGCUGCAUCCAUUGCAAAGCCAAUCUUUGAUGGCAUUCCGAUCCCAAUUUCUGGCCGCAAGAACAAAGCCGCUCUCGACUAAAUUCUGCGUGGCUUGCACAUAUAUGUAGAACACCAUUCAUCCUUUCUCAGUUUCAAUUCUAUUCAAUGAUUUGCACUUCCGUGCUGAAGAUAUGGCAAGGUCUCUCGCUCUGGGAACGAAGUAUAUUGGUGGUCCAGUUGGGGAUGACCUUGAAUUGGCAGAAGAUACUGAAGUUUUGUAUAUACUCCAUAUACUGGCUCUGAUCAGUCGUGUUGGAGGAAGGUUCCAUGAGAAAAGGUAGGAGAAAGAAAUAAAUCGAGAAGGUAUGCAAUUGUAUCGGUUAUGCCCUUAAGAAGAACAUUCUUGUCUGCCUAUAUACACUUGUGAAGCGAAAGGGAAAUUUGUGUUAAUUAUCUUCUUAGUUUGUUAAGAUUCAAGGGGACGCAUAUUCUAUUGUUCCAUUUCUUCUGGCAAUUGUAUUUACAUUGAGAUUUAUAUUUUAUGAAUUAGGAGCUUUAGCGAUCAGAUCUGGUAUGGAUUGCUAGACUCAAUUUUAGUUCGAGUCGGAAGCAUUAUUUUUCCAUGGUUCCAGGCUCGGCUCUCCUAGAAUAUGUUAUCACCUCUUGUAUUCCUGUUUAAGUAACAUGAGACGGUUCAUAUA